UUGCGCCUACCAAAAGGGUCUGUACUAAUUUGCAUCACACUAUUGAUACUACUCUCUGGCUCUCUGCGUUGCACUAGGCUACAGUGCAGUGCACAGUAUCACCAAUUCACACGCCACCUUGCAUUGUUGCAGACACACCAAUCCUCUAUCCCUCUCUCGCUCUCUCUCUUUAGGGUUUCUGCUUAUAUCAAAACCCAUCAAUUUUCGGGUAUGAAGUAGAAUAAUGAAGAAAUGGCCGCAGUAUAACUUAUUUCAACGGUGAGGACUCUUCAAAAUGUUUACUUGACAAAGAUUUUGAUAGUGACAUUGGCAAGUUGAGGUGGGUUUGGGUGUGUGAGUACAAAUAUAUGAAAAUGGGGUUUGAAGAUGCUUGUGGUUGUGAUGUUGGUAUUAAAAAUGGAUGUAUUAGGAAGGGAGAUAUUGGGGAAUCCAGGGUUUGUUCUGACACUGACUCUUGAACAAUUGGUUCUGUGGUUGCUACAGGGUAUAUGGCUUAACAAGUAAGGAAUUCGGGGUUCCAAAUACUGGAACAACAGUAGGGAUAGAAAUUGAAAGAUAUAGUGAAGGAAGUGAUUAUUUUGAUAAUGUUGCAAAAAAUAUAAUGGUGUAUAAAUAUGAGUUUGGAGAUAUGGUCUGGGGGAAGAUUAAAUCUUACCCAUGGUGGCCAGGACAGGUAUUUAAUGAGAUGUUUGCUGUGUCUGAUAUGCAUGAAACAAAGAUAGAUGGCCAUAUUUUGGUUGCUUUUUUUGGGGAUGGUAGCUAUGCGUGGCUUGAUCCACAAGAUCUUGUCCCUUUUGAUACUCAUUAUGUUGAGAAAUCAAAGCAAACAAAUGCAAGGGGUUUUGUGAAGGCUGUUGAAGAGGCAGAGCAUGAAAUCAGUCGGAGAGCUGCAGUUGGUUUGUUGUGUCGAUGCAGGAAUCCUUCAAGCUUUAGGCAAUUGACUGCUAAAGGGUUCCUUACAGUUGAUGUUUGUGGGUAUAGGCCUGGUGGGUUGUAUACAAUUAAGCAAGUUAAGAGUGCCAGAGCUGAGUUUCAAUCAGUAGAGAUGCUGAAUUUUACAAAGCAAUUGGGAUUAAUGCCAUUUAAGAACUUCCAAAGAAAUGUUCACUGGAUUAAGAAUGUGGCUAAAGUUCUUGCUUUUCUGAGAGUGGUAUUUGAGGAUUAUGACGUUACAUAUAUUGAGGCAUUUGGAGCUCAACCAUCAUGCCCUUUCAACUCGAAGUUGGUUAAAGUACCAUCCAAAUUUGAGGGUUCUGAGGAGACAAAUAUUGGGGCUUUGAAAGUCCAUCAUGCUUCCCCCGUGGAUUCCAGAUUUCUUUUUUGGCAGGAUAAAGAAGCUUCCUUAAAGGAAUCAGUUGAUAUCAAUACAUCAGUUUGUAGAAGCAAAAUGCGUGUAGGGCAUGCAAUGGUCAAGGACCAGCAGAAGGGACAAAAGGAUCUGUAUAAGGAAAAAGGUAAGGUGGAUGUUUUAAGAGCCAGUUACAGCAGUCAGAGGCAACAAGGAUUUUUAAGUUCAUCAGUUAAGAAAUCAUCUAUUCGAGGUGGAAAUCUUGUCUUACAAAAGAUAGAUGCACUUCUUCCUGAGAAAACAGAGUUUCUGUGCCAAAGAGAAAGAAAUUUCAAUUUCGGCUGUGUGAAAAAGAGAUCAAUGCUUAAGGGAAGUGGCCUAGUUGAUGCUAGAACUGACUAUGACCUAAAUUGUGCCAAUCUAGUUAACAGAUCACAAAAUCUUGAACAGAAUCAGUCAAGAUUAUCAAAUUACCUUGGAACGCAACACGUGCAAGUAGAUGGCGGAACAGCAACUCAUUCAAAUUCCAGACUUUGGAGAGAAGUUCUUGUAACUGGUAGUGAUGCUGUAGAUAAAAGGCAAAAAGAACUUAGACGAACCCAUGAGUAUUUGACUACUGAAAAAGUAGUUGUGGCAAAUAAAAUUAGAAAGACAAAGCAAGAAUCCAAGUUAGAAUCAGAAAUGGAGCAUCUACAUGAACACCUUGAAAUCACACACAAUGAAGCAUUAUGUAGACCAGAAAUUUGUGCAAAUAUUAGGUGGGAAGUUUCUCAAUCUGAUGCAGAAAAGAUUUCUUUUGAGGAAUUGAAAAAUCUGAGUGAGCUGAUGUCACUGUCGACAAAGAAGAAGAUCAGGAAGGAGAAGUCUUUGAAAUCUCAAGGGACAAAUGCAAAAGAUAUAGAUGUGACAAUGGGAGAAAAGCCAACUAAAAGCUCACUUGAGAAGCCUGAAACUUUGAAAAGGGUAGCAAAACCUUCAGUGCUACUGAUUCAAUUUCCUCCCCAGUCAAUAUUACCUUCAGUUUCAGAGCUGAAAGCUAGAUUUGCACGUUUCGGACCUUUCGAGCACCCUCCUCGUGUGUUUUGGAAAUCCUCAACAUGCCGUGUUAUAUUCAAAUAUGAAUCUGAUGCUCAAGUAGCACGAAGAUAUGCAGUUCAAAAAGCAUCCCUUUUUGGAGACGUAAAAGUACUCUAUGAUGUGGAAGUCCUGCAAGUACCAGCCCCAGCGUUACCUAAAUCAAGCAAGCAGUCUUUAGAGGCAACUUCCAGCAAGAUUCCACAAUUGACAUCUAUAAGCACUAGCUACUCUACUGAAUCAAGGAGUACUGCUCCUGGGAAGCAGCAUCUUCCAGCAGUCCAUUCAAAAUCAUGUCUAAAGAACGCACAGGCAGAUGAAGAAUUUUUUACCAAGGGUGUUGGGGGCAAUCUGCAUGUAAAUUUUAUGUGUAGUGGGGAUGGGAAUCACGGGGAUGAGCAACCAGCAGUCAAUAGAGUUGUCCAAAGUGAUUAUCAUCCAAAUAUUACCUCUUCAUCUUCCCAAGGAACCCAUGAUGAUAAUGAAAAUAACUUGAAGAAGGUUGUACUUCCUUUACCUCCUUGGCUUCCACACUCUUAUUGGAUUUCAAAUCUUGAUCUGCAAAUUUGUUGAAGCUUGUAAUGAGAGGCAUCUUCAAGAUAAGGAAAAGAACAAUCAAAAGCAGCUUACCAAGCAGAACGUUGAUGUCUCUAGUGCCAUCUUAGACCUUCUCAUAAGGUGAGACAACGUUCUUGCUUCUUGCUGAUUUGAAGAGUUUGUCAGUGUAUGUGCCAUACCAUCUCUGAUGAACACUACUGCUAUGAUGGGACUGCGCCCACCCCCAUCCAACUCAUCCAACCACUAGUAUGAUAUUGUCCGCUUUGGGCCAAGCCUUCACGGAUUUGUUUUCGGGUACCUUUCAAAAAGCCUCAUACUAAUGGGUUGGGUUUGAACCAUUAUAUCUCUUCUCCUUUUUAUUCGAUGUGGGACUUGGGAGGAUAUCCCAACAUGCUAUAGUAUACAGAAAUGAUGAAUACGAUGCACACUUAGGAAAAGAAUGACCUUUUUUGUUUUGAAACUUCACUUUAGAGAGCUUCUUAAAUUGAGGAGAUGAACAUACCAUAGAAGGAUACAGAUAGUUGGUAUACAGAUGCAUCACUGUUUCUCAAAUUUAGUUGUGGACAGUUCUUCUCAUUUCUCCAUUAUACUGUGUCCACAUACCAUAUGAAAAUUUUAUGCAAAAUGCUUCACUAUGAAACUAUUUGACUUUGUCCUGGUUUUGCCUAUGUGGAGAUUUUCAUAUUAUCUUGUUCUGUGGAAUUUCAUAUGCAA
Messenger RNA from Jatropha curcas, 3634 nucleotides. RefSeq names its product PWWP domain-containing protein 1. The record is from RefSeq and is a predicted model, not a curated record. NCBI's taxonomy places the organism in Eukaryota, Viridiplantae, Streptophyta, Magnoliopsida, Malpighiales, Euphorbiaceae.